AAGAAAAACCGACGUCGACGCAGCCACGCAGUGAUCAUCACCAGGAAGGGAGGGCAAGCAAACGCAAAUUGGAGAACAAAUCGACGCGUCGAACCGCUUCGAUUUUCACCACCGCCGGGCUUCAAUUCACCGGAAAACCGCCGCCGGCCGCGGGAAUGUUGAUGUCUUCGGACCGCUAAUGUCACCUGCUAUGGUAGAUUUCCGGUCACCUGCUUCUUCCUCCUCUUCCAAGGUUCAAUCCAAUCUUCACGGAUCCCAGAGCAUCAUUACAGGUGGAAUCCCUUCACCCUCUUCUCAUCACAACUUUGGAUCAAGCGGCAUUCACGAUCCUACUCUGUCAAUGAAUCGAUCGAACCUAGGGCAAGGGGCUUCAGCUUCUAAGGAGAAGCUUUCGGUUCCUCGUUUCCGGAAGCAUAGGAAGCGGUCUGGUACUUCUCGGGAGAUGCCUGCGACCAUUGCAUCGGAUAGUGGCGCAGGUCUUGGAUUCGGCCCGUCUAAGUCGGAAAUGCUUUACGCGGCUCCUUUCGAUCAUGGAGACGAUAGUGGAACGCAGUUUUUACGGGAGCAGCUCUAUGGAUGGAAGCCCUUUGUACAAGACGCAUCAAAUUAUUCGAGUUCUGGAACAGGAUUUAUGUUUAGUGCUGGUUCGUCAGGAUCGAAUGCGAGUUCGAGCAAUAUUGGGGUGGGCUCUGUUAAAGGGGGCACUGCAUUUGAUAUUUGUAACGGAGGUAGCAGCGAUAUUGGCAAGGGAGUUUUCGUAUUUGGGACUGGAAUGGGGAAAGUUUCUAGCUGGUUUAGCAGUUCUUUGCAGACCUCGAGUGGGCAGAACUUGGACUGUGCAAACUCCGCUAAAUCCGUGAGUGUUGAAACAGGAGUACCAGCGGGUGGUUCGGAUUGCUCUAUCGGUGGAGGUAAUGUGUUUUCUGAUAAGGAUGCAUUUGUUUUUGGGAGCAAAGGCAAGAACGAUGGUAACUUUUGUCACAGUUCGUCAUUGGGAUCUGAUAACGAUUCAUCAUAUAAAUUAAACUCGAGCAAAAAUGUUAAGGAGAAAAGUAGGAUGCCGCAUUCUGGUUUUUUUGUGCACAGGAAUGGAGAGAAGAAAAGUACCCAUUCCAGUAAGGAUUUUUCUUUUGCUUCCGAUGAUGGCUUAUUUAUUGAAAUACCUGACAGAAGCAGGAAGAAUGAUCAGGAGAAUUCUGUUAAUGUGGACCAUCAGAAGGCAAACACGAAUGCUUAUUUGUUUGGAGGCUUUGUGGAGACAAAAUUUAAUAUAGAUCAGACCUCAACCUUGUGCUCCAAUGGUAGUUCAUUUUCCUCAGUUUCUAAGUUACCCGAAGACCUAAGCAAGCUCAAGAUUGAAACUUCUGAGAACGGUGAGGAUGGGAACAAGGACCAAGGUGUUUUUGUUUUUGGGGGUGGUGUAAAUAAGAGCAGCUGUUCAAGCAAGAGUUCAUCAUUUGAGUCUUUUGACAGCUCAUUCUCAAAGCUACCGCAGAAAAUGGAGAAGCUGAACUUACAGAGUUCUGUUGGUGUCCAUGGCGAUACUGAAACAGGUACUGAGAGCAAUUUAAAGAAACAUGCUCAGUUGAGUCAAACUUUUUCUGCAGGUCAUGAUGUGGGCGGAUUCUCUACUUUUCCGGGGGAGUUGAAAAAACAAAAUUUGCAGAGCUCGAGUAAUGGGGAACAUUGGAAUGACAAUCAUGGUGUUUUUGUAUUUGGCAGCUAUGUGAGCAAAAAUGUAAAUUCAGGCAAAUCAACGACCCUCAGUUUUGAUGAGAGUUCAAUAUCAAAGUUACCUCAGAAAAUGGAGAAGCUGAACUUACAGGAUUCUGUUGGUAGGGUUCAUGGAGAUAGUGAAACGGGUAAUGAAAGCAGUUUAAAGAAACCUACUCAAUCCAGCCAGACCUUUUCUUCAGGCCAUGAUGUGGGCGUCUGCUCUAUGUUUUCUGGAGAUUUGAAAAAACAAAAUUUGCAGGGCUCGGGUAAUGAGGAACAUGGGAAUGAUAAUCAUGGUGUUUUUGUAUUUGGCAGCUAUGUGAGCAAAAAUGCAAAUGCAGGCAAAUCAACGGCCCUCAGUUUUGAUGAGAGUUCAAUAUCAAAGUUACCUCAGAAAAUGGAGAAGUUGAACUUGCAGAGUUCUGUUGGUAGGGUUAAUGGAGAUAGUGAAACAGGUAAUGAGAGCAGUUUAAAGAAACCUGCUCAAUCCAGCCAGACCUUUUCUUCAGGCCAUGAUGUGGGCGUCGGCUCUAUGUUUUCUGGAGAUUUGAAAAAACAAAAUUUGCAGGGCUCAGGUAGUGAGGAACAUGGAAAUGAUAAUCCUGUUGUUUUUAUAUUUGGUAGCCAUGUGAGCAAAAAUGUUAAUUCAGGCGAGUCAUCGACCCUCAGUUUUGAUGAGAGUUCAAUUUCUGAACUUCCCGAUGAAAUAAAGAAUAUAAAUCUGAAUAGCUCAGGCAAUGAGGAUGAUUCUCUGAAAAGUAAGGCAGGGAAUAUGUGGAAACAUCAUGACAACAAUGCAGCUUCCAACUUUACUUCGCAUUCAGGAAAAGAAGAUUAUGAUUCAAGAGCCACGCCUUUGCAGGCACAUAACUCAUGUGGGCUCAGCGCAGAUACUACAUCCUUCCCUUCUCCACUACCUGGCUUCCAAACUUCUGUGAAUCAUUUCUGUUUCACCAGCAUGCAUACAGGAUCAGAAACACCAACAAUGGAGUUUAGAAGUCAAAAGCAAGCUCCUUGUUUGUUGACCAAGGAGAAUGUCUUCACUAAACCACAUAAAAAAAUGACUUCUGGUAUGAAGAAAGAAGAUUCUAAAGGUGUACGGACAAAGAAUAAAAAAGGUAAAUCUAGGCAAUCUACUCCAAUACACACGAGCAUGGAUAAACAGUUUGUUUCCGUGGAUAAGGGUCCUGAGGAAAAUCAAGGGCAAGAUUCUGCUGGUGGGGAUUCACCUAUGGAUUACUCACCUUAUCAGGAGACUCUAGUAUCUAACCAGUGCCCGAGAGAAGUACCUUUUGCAUCCGCUGAAUCCAUCCACUUUGAUUCAAGAUGUGAAUCAAUUGAUGCAAAGAAAUCAGGUUUUGUAGACACAAAGGAGGGAGAAGUAUUCUCAGCAACAGUGCAUUUUCAUACCAAUGAAAUUCUUCAAGAUAAUGAAGAAGCAGAUUGUUGUUCUAGAGUUCCUUCUGCCAGACAUUUUACUUCUACAGAUGAAAUGACUUCUGGACUCCGGAAAGGAAGUUUUGAAGCCGUAAAUGAGAAUGUUGAGUCUGUUAUCCAGGCAAAAUCUUCUUCUACGGAAUCAGAAUCAUUCAGCUAUGACUCAAGCAUCAAGCAGCCCACUUAUGAGGGUGGUAGUGAAUUUACAUUUAAUUCUUGCUCACAAGAUGUUGGUCAAUCCAAUUUUCUGUUUGCUGCUACAUCUGUUACAUCAUCUGUUCAGGGACCAUCAACAGCAUCAAAAUGCAACCGAAGGAAAAGCAAGCCAAAAGGUGGUCAGGAUUCACAUCGUACUUUGUUUCUUUUUCCAAAUGCUCAUGCGCCUACUAGUCCCAAACACAACCAAAAUGGCUGUGAUGAUGGUGAAAGAGCAGCAAAAGUUAAUGGUACAAAACAAAAUCAGGAGUCUGCAGAAGAAGCCUGCGAAAAGUGGCGACUUAGGGGUAAUCAGGCUUAUGCAGAUGGAAAUCUAUCUAAAGCUGAAGAAUACUAUAGUCGUGGAGUGGAUUCUCUCUCUUUGAAGGAAAUUUCUAGAAGUUGCAGUAGGGCCUUGAUGUUAUGUUACAGUAAUCGCGCAGCUACACGAAUGUCUCUCGGAAGAUUGAGGGAAGCACUUGGUGACUGCAAGAUUGCUGUUGCAAUUGAUCCAAGCUUUCUUCGAGCCCGAGUAAGGGCUGGGAAUAUCCAUCUAUCUCUUGGAGAGCCUGCAGUUGCACUGCAACAUUUUGAGAAGGUUUUGCAAUUAAGCAAGGAGACAAAUUCUGACCAGAAAAUUCUAUUAGAGGCUGUGGAUGGCCUCGAAAAAACAAAGAAGUUGAAUGAUUUAAUAAAUCAGUCUUCUACAUUAUUGACAAAAAGAACUCCAGAUGAUGCAACGAAAGUUUUGGAGAUUAUCUCUGAGGCAUUCUCCAUUGCUCCUUAUUCAGAAAUCUUGUUAGAAAUGAAAGCUGAGGCUCUAGUGAAGCUGCGGAACUUUGAUGAAGCGAUUCGGAUAUGUGAACAGACACUGGAGUUUGCUGAAAAGAAUGCUAGUAUUACUGAAACUGCUUGUCAGUCAAAGGAAACCGAUUGUUCCAAGUCCAUGGAAGCCAAUUCAAGUUUUUGGCGAUGGCGCGUCAUCUCGAAGUCCUAUUUUUAUUUAGGAAAACUCGAGGAGGCUAAUGAGCUACUUCAGAAACACGAGAAAGUGAAACCUGUCAUAGACAAAUUUUGGAACAAGUAUCCAGAAUCUUCCACAUUUCCUGCCACUGUAUGCGAGCUUCUACACCUAAAGACUGCAGGCAAUGAAGCAUUUCAAGCAGGAAAGCAUCUGGAAGCUGUGGAACUUUAUACUGCUGCUUUAGCAUUGAAUACAGAAUCUCGUCCAUUUACAGCAAUAUGUUUCUGUAACCGGGCUGCUGCAUACCAAGCUCUGGGCCAAAUUGCAGAUGCAAUUGCAGAUUGCAGUCUUGCUAUUGCUCUCGACUCUAGUUAUAAAAGGGCAAUUUCUAGAAGAGCCACCUUACAUGAGAUGAUUAGAGACUAUGGACAGGCGGCCACUGAUCUGCAAAAGCUUACAUCUCUUCUUGAAAUGCGUUCAGAAGAUAAAAACAGUACUAGUGGAGCGCUGGGUAGAUCAAGUAGCAACAUCACUGAUCUCAAACAAGCUCAAAUGAGGCUUUGUACAGUGGAAGAGGAGGCUCGUAAAGGAGGCACAUUGGAUAUGUAUAUGAUAUUGGGAAUUGAAAGGUCAUGCUCUGCAACAGAUGUGAGGAAAGCUUAUCGCAAAGCUGCACUGAGGCAUCAUCCUGAUAAGGCCAGUCAAUUCCUAGCUCGUAGCGAGAACGGUGAUGAUAGGGUUUGGAGAGAAGUAGCAGAGGAAGUCCACUCUGAUGCUGAUAGAUUAUUCAAGAUGAUUGGGGAGGCUUAUGCGAUUCUUGUAGACCCGUCUAAGCGCCAACAGUAUGAUACUGAAGAGGAGCUGAGGACUAUGAAGAAGGGAUUUGGUCCCAGAACCCCAGCUAGUAGUUACAGCACCCAACACGAAAGAAGCUCCGAUUGGCACCGCUGGCGCCGAUCUGGAAGCUCAUAUCAACGAUGAUCAGAGAGGUGAUUUCUGUAACACAUCAAUUUGCAUCUGUUGGAGAUGCUGGAAGCUGCAUUCCCUGCUGAUAGUCUGCCAUUGAUGACUUGGAAAAGCUGUGAUUUCAUGUAAUGGAAGGCGCGACCGUCGAAAGGUUUGUAGAAAUUGACCUGUUCUGUACAUAAGGAGUUUGAUUUAGCCAUUUUUGAGCAGAUUUUGGCUGAGAUGGACUGCAAUAUCAGGAGAAAUCAGGUUGGUGAUUGAUUACACAUGUAAAGAGGAAUGAUUGGAGGUUGAGAGCUAUUUUUCUGCUUGAGUAGGAUUUUUUUCUUUUUAAUAAGUAUUAGUUUAUGUGGUUUAGCUAUUAUUUUGCUUAAUUUUCAAAAGGGAUGUAUAAUUUUCUCUAAUAUUCAUUCAGGACAUACCAUUCUUAUUUGCUUGCUA
Molecule: messenger RNA, 5719 nt
Organism: Dendrobium catenatum
Lineage: Eukaryota; Viridiplantae; Streptophyta; Magnoliopsida; Asparagales; Orchidaceae
Exons: 11
Coding region: 179-5293 (1704 amino acids)
Molecular function (GO): protein binding
Source: RefSeq, a predicted model, not a curated record